Insectozyma verbasci is the source of this 1182-nucleotide messenger RNA. The record is from the annotation of a GenBank genome assembly. Lineage: Eukaryota; Fungi; Ascomycota; Pichiomycetes; Serinales; Debaryomycetaceae.
AUGGUUGAUUAUCAAAUUAAAGAAUUAACUAAAGAUCAAAUUAAAAUUAUUUUAGAUACCGUUCCAAUUUUGGAACAAGCUGGUGAAAGUUUAACUGCUAAAUUUUAUCAACGUAUGAUUGGGGGUUAUGAUGAAGUUAAACCAUUUUUCAAUACAACAGAUCAAAAAUCAUUAAGACAACCAAAAAUUUUAGCAUUUGCAUUAUUAAACUAUGCUAAAAAUAUUCAAGAUUUAUCACCAUUAACUGGGUUUGUACAACAAAUUGUUUCAAAACAUGUUGGUUUGCAAGUUAAAGCUGAACAUUAUCCAAUUGUUGGAACUUGUUUAAUUGAAACUAUGAUUGAAUUAUUACCAAAAGAAGUCGCAACUUCUGAAUUUAUCGAAGCUUGGGCAACAGCUUAUGGUAAUUUAGCCAAAAUUUUAAUAGAUGCUGAACAACAAGAAUACAAUAAACAACCAUGGAAAGAAUUCAAAAAUUUCAAAGUUUCAAAAAUUGAAAAAGAAUGUGAUGACGUUAAAUCAAUUUAUUUAACUCCAGAAGAUUCAACAUUUCAAAUUCCAAUUAAUAAACCAGGUCAAUAUUUGUGUAUUAGAUGGCAGUUACCAAAUGAAAAAUUUGAAAUUUCAAGGGAAUAUUCAAUUUCGGAUAUUCCAAAAGAUAAUGAAUAUAGAAUUUCAGUUAGACAUUUAAAAGAUGGUAAAAUUUCAUCAUAUAUUCAUAAUGAGUUAAAAGUUGGUGAUGUAUUAAAAAUUGCUCCACCAAAUGGUAAUUUUGUUUAUGAUGAUAAACAAGUUGAAAAACCUUUAGUUGCUGUUGUUGGUGGUAUUGGUAUUACACCAAUAGUCUCAAUCGUAAAAUCUGCUAUAAAGCAAAAUAGAAAAAUUGUAUUAAUCAAUUGUAAUAAAGAUGUUAAAUCAAGACCAUUUGAAAAUUGGUUAAAGUCAAUUAAAUCAGAUAACGUUAAAAUUAUUGAAUAUUUUGAUCAAGAAGAUGCAUCUGUUACAGAUAUAAUUGAUAAAGCUGAAAAAAGAAGAUUAGAAAUGAAAGAUCUAGAUUUUAUAACUGAAAAUGAUGAUGUUUAUUUAUUAGGACCAAGAGGUUUCAUGAAAGUUAUAAAAACUUAUUUGAAUGAUAAAAAAAUUGAUGUUAAAUUAGAAUAUUUUGGUCCAAUGGAUGUUUAA